Molecule: messenger RNA, 678 nt
Organism: Seminavis robusta
Lineage: Eukaryota; Bacillariophyta; Bacillariophyceae; Naviculales; Naviculaceae
Source: the annotation of a GenBank genome assembly
AUGGAAUACGUGACGUUGAAUUUGAAUAUGUUACAAAAACGCCAGAGUCCACCUUCCAGCAAGGAUGUCAUCAUUGAUGUCCCCGCAGAACCUGUGGAGGAUAGAACCUCGAACCGGUAUACCAAGAAAGCCCCCGAUAGGGAACGUUAUGCUUCAAAGGCAAGAGCAGCGGCAAACACAGGUGGUUACCAGAAACGUCCUGCACGAAGCGGAAGGGAAAGAAACGAGUAUCGCACUCCACAAGGCGGCAGCGAUGCUCCUGCGAACAAGCAGAACCACAAACCAUCUAGCGUCAGAAAUCCUGCUGUUUCUAGUAGCUUGUUUCGCCUACCACCCGCAAAGUCAACUGGGACACAAGGCAGAGAAGGCAAUUCCGCUUCAAAAACUCGACGAAGAAGACGGACGUCUUCUGCCAAUGAUGGAAGUCGUCGUGUUUAUUCGCCGUAUGACGAAAACGAUCCAUCCUCACAAGUGUAUCGCGAUGCCAUUGACAGAUUUGGAGAGUUCUUUGUAAGCGCCACCGACACAAUCUUGUGGGCAAUGAAGACGACGACGAGGCUUCCGACGCGGAGAAUUCGACCUCUGCCACCAAGCCCGGCAAAGGUGGCAAGGCUCGAGCUGGCCGAAAGCAAUCUGCAAACUGGAGGGAUCGAAUGGAAGAAAGAUUUGAUUCCAUGA